Mycena citricolor is the source of this 2709-nucleotide messenger RNA. The record is from the annotation of a GenBank genome assembly. NCBI's taxonomy places the organism in Eukaryota, Fungi, Basidiomycota, Agaricomycetes, Agaricales, Mycenaceae.
AUGUUGCCCACGCUGCCACCAGUCAAAAUACGCGCCACUACGCGUUCUCAAGGCUUGGGAGAGCCUGUUAAUAUCGCCCAAUACCCGCCCACGCGCCUCAGUUGCCGCACACGUCAGCGAAGCGAGUCUGACCCAGUAGACCCUACAAGCUCACCAAUCUCCGAGCUUACGCCAUCACCGCCCGACCGCACCACUGCCAUCGCUGCACUUCGGGCCCGUUUUGGUAAUCAGCCACAGUUGCCCAUGCCGCCACAUUCGUCUUCACAUUGCCCUGCCCGACUCAGGCCACCUCCAGAUAUGCCGCAAACAGAGAUCGUGCCGUACUCAGGCCGUCGCGACGGCAGCGACAUGCUCAUCACAGACUUCAUACGCGCCGUCCGGAAACAUAUUGCCCACCAUCAGUACGCCACGACCGCCGACCAGAUCGACGUGGUGAACCUGUACCUCAAACCCGACAGCCCGGCGGAGGACCACAUGCUUGCGUUGCCAGCAAACUCGCCAGCGCGGGCAUUGCUGGACGCGUACCUGGCGGAGCUGAAGGCUAAAUUUACAGGUGUCCAGGCCAUGAAGCGCUCGAAAGGGGAGCUGGAGGCCGAACUUCUCCGCUCAAAGAUCACGCUGGCCGAGCUGGCAGAAGGCACGGUGACGGACUGGCCUAUCUAUCCGACAAGUCCUGACGUGUGGCAGUGCAUGUCAAUCAGCAAUCAGUGGGCGCACGCUUCGCACACAACUGAGGGUCUCCUCAAUAUUCCUCAGCCCUGGCUAUUCACUGAUUCUGGUGCCUCUCGCAGUCUGCGACACAACAAUCAUUCUGAGCUACGUCGCACGCUCCGUGAAGAGCUAGCUGUUGCUCUCAACGACCCCACAACUCUCUCUUUCGACGACGAACACCUUUUUGACAUUGUCCCCAGCGCCCUUGCACAACACAACAACCUCUCACCGCAUUCCCCGAGCUCUCCAACGCUAUCCUGGCUCUUUGAUUCGCCUCCAACAACGCGUUCACCAUCCCCCCUUCACAACACGAAUAUUCCUUCUCAAAAUAUGGCUACUCCCACUCCCAUGCCAGCCAGAGGCGAUCGAAACGCCCCAGUCUUUGAUUCGUCCAAGCCCCACGAGUUGCGCCGUUAUUUCCUCGAUCUGGAGUUCCUUCUAGCUCGAUCUGCCGUCACUGACGCUGCCCAAAUGAAGGGGCAUGCGGUCAGAUUCCUUUCCGUCGAAGAUCAGGAGAUUUGGGAAGGUCUACCGUCAUUCUCAGACGCCAACAAAUCGUACCACGACUUCAAAUUGGACGCCCUCAGCCUCUACGCAGGGAACGACACAGAUCGUCGUUUCAGCCUCGACGAUUUGGACAUGCUCGUUGGGCAGACAUCUCGCAUGGGAAUCCACACAAAGGACGACCUCACACAAUUUUAUCGACGAUUCCUACACAUCACAACAUUCCUGAUUAGCAAACAACGACUCUCUGUGGCAGAACAGAGCCGAUUUUUCCUUCGAGCUAUGAAUCCAGCCUCGUUGUCCGUCUCAGUUCGCCAGAGACUUCAGAUCAAGAAGCCAGACGUUCACCCUGAGGAUCCAUAUGAUUUGUCAGAUCUGUACGACGCUGCUAAAUUCGUCCUUUCAGGAUCAUCGACCUUACUUCCUGGAAUGCCCACGUCUCAGCCCGGAACCGAGCUCACAAUCAAAUCAGACCCUGGAAUUACUGCACUAGUUUCAUCCGUCUCAGAUCUAGUUCGAAUAAUCGCUGCUCAACACGCCAAUCCUGGUGCCCCAGCACAAUCACAGUCCGCCAACGCCCUGCCCCGCCGUCGCCGUCCUGAUGGCUGCAGUUAUUGCAGUGAUCUCGAGCAUUUUAUCAGCCAAUGUCCCCACGUUUCGACGGAUAUUCGAGACGGAAAAUGCCGCCGCAAUGUGGAUGGGAAAGUCGUCCUCCCCUCAGGCGCAUAUGUGCCAAAUAUUGUCCAAGGAAAGGAUCUUCGAGAGCGCAUUCAGAAGUGGCAUGAAGCGAACCCAGGUCAGGCAGCAGCUCCGCAGAUGAUUUUGGAAGUUUCUCACCAGAAUUUGCUGUCUUCUGCGGCGCCUGGGCUCGUUCAAACGUUCAAACUCACGGACGAAGAACGAAUGGCAGUUCUGACGGCUGAAAUUAAUCAACUACGCACACGGGCCCAAGCUAAACGCGCUAUGGAAGUUGCUAAUCAACCAGAAGUCCCUGAACGCACUAUUCCACCGGCGGUAGCGCGAAAUCCAGUCGUUCCACCUGUUCCAAUCGAAACCGUCCCUCCUGCGACCGCCCCUGCUGCUCCAGUUGCCCCGCCUCAACCCCCAAUCCAUCCGUACGCCGCAGCUCGUGAUGGCGCUUACGCACCGCCCAAAGAACGAAAUGUUGGGAUUCCAGCGCAGAAAUCACAACCCCCACGCUCUUCGGCUCCGAUCUACAACCCCAAAGAUGCUGCAGCUGUUUUCGACGCCAUUUUGGACAUCCCUGUCACCCAGACGCUUCGCCAGACCCUGUCGAUUGCCCCAGAAGUCCGUGCUCAAUUCCGCGAAGCCACUAGUUUCCGUCGUCCCCCUGCCAAGACUGGCGAGGCAGUGCCUCAAUUCCUGCAUCCUGUCACUGAUAGCACGCCCUACGACCUUCCAUAUGCUCAGGACGACUCAGAUUUGGUCGAAAAACCAGACGUUGCCCCCAGACGCUUGGGUGGUCCCAGAUAA